GGGAGAUCAAUUUCAAAUAUAUGUAGUAUGUAUGUAAUUUCGUACAACUAUCGAUAUCUUAUAUCGAUCUUCUUCUUUGAAACGAACAGCUGCGCAUCGUAGUUAACUGCAUACAUGCAUGUGUGUAUGUACAUAAAAUAAAGCAAGAAGCCUCGAUUGGAUGUAAUUCAGAGUGAAAUACCUGUUAGUGUGCAGAUAAAUGCAACGAUCGUUAAAUUAAAAUUAACUAUAAGUGCGAGUUAUCACAUUUAACAACGAAUAAAGUGAAAUUAAUCAAACAUUCAUACAAAAUAACCACUUGCGAGUUUUUUCCAAAGAUUGAGUUCAAACUGUGUAAUGUAAGAUACAUACACACCUAUGUACAUACAUCUGUGUGCAUGCAUAUGUAAAUACAUGCGUACAUACGACUAAACUAGUCUUUGAGGUGGUUUAAACAUAAUAAAUGUAUAGCAAUAAUACACAAAAAUAACUAUACAAAUUCUGUGGGUGUUUUUCAAUAGCUUGCUGGUUGAUUUUUUCUGUGAAUUGUGCAAGAAAACCACAUGUUAACUGAACAAACUGCAUGUGUACAUAUUAUGUAGGAUAUUAUGUGAAAUAAAAAUAGUCAAAGAUUACUAUGAAGAUUAAAAAAGAUGUGACGCCUGUAAAAAGAAAAGCCUUUACUAUAUUUCAUUGGGUUUUACUUUUGUGUGGUCUAUGGAUAAUAAUCCCAGCUGUACAAAGUAAAAAUGACGACUAUAAUCCGCCGAGCCAAUCGGAGAUUAGAUAUCGGUUUAGCCACAAUGUUUACAAUGUUACGAUACCAGAAAACAGCCUUGGCAAGACCUAUGCCAAGGGACAAUUACAUGAGAAGCUGGCUGGCCUGAACGUCGGCCUGAACACGGAUGUUAAAUAUAGGAUAAUAAGUGGCGAUAAGGAAAAGCUAUUCAAGGUUGAGGAGAAACUGGUUGGAAACUUUGCCUUCUUGGCCAUUCGAACGCGCACAAAUAAUGUUGUGCUCAACAGAGAGAAAACCGACGAAUACUUGGUCAAAGUCAAAGCACACAUAACAUUGAACGACACCAACACAUUCAGCUAUGAAACGGAAACCAGCAUUCACAUUAAAGUACUCGACCGAAAUGACUUGAGUCCGCUGUUCUAUCCCACAGAAUACAAUGUGGUUGUUCCCGAAGAUACGCCAAAGUAUCAAAGUAUCCUUAAAGUCAGUGCCGACGAUGCUGAUCUCGGGGUCAAUGGGGAAAUCUACUACAGUCUCUUGAUUGAUAGUGAAUACUUUGCCAUACACCCAACUACCGGGGAUAUUACAGUACUGCAGCAGCUCCACUAUGCGGAAAACUCACACUUUGAGCUCACUGUCUUGGCCCAUGAUCGGGGAUCUUUGAUAAGUCAUCAGCACCAUCAAGCAAGUAAAGCCAGAGUUACCAUUUCAGUGAAACAGGUAAACUUUUAUGCACCGGAAAUUUAUGCCAAAACCUUUUCAAGUGUGACACCCACUUCGAAUCCAUUAAUUUAUGGAAUCGUUAGAGUAAACGAUAAGGAUAUUGGAGUGAAUGGUAACAUUGGGCGCUUGGAGAUACUCGAUGGAAAUCCGGAUGGCACGUUUAUUCUACGAUCUGCAGAGGCCAAAGACGAAUACUAUAUAGAGUUCAAUCAAUUCGCACACCUGAAGGAACAAGAUUUCAUUUACAAUCUAACACUUAGAGCAGAGGAUUUGGGUACACCGCGCAGAUUUUCCUACAAAUCCGUUCCUAUACUAAUUAAACCAGAACGCAAGAAUAUGCCCAUAUUCACACAAGAAGUGUACGAGGUGUCGAUUCCCGAAACGGCGCCCAUCAACAUGCCUGUGAUUAGGCUGAAAGUGAGUGAUCCAGAGCUGGGGAAAAAUUCUUUGGUUUAUUUGGAAAUCGUUGGCGGCAAUGAAGGCGAAGAGUUUCGCAUUAAUCCCGAUUCCGGAAUGCUGUACACGGCCAAGCAGUUGGAUGCAGAGAAGAAGACCUUUUACACACUGACAGUUUCGGCCAUUGAUCAGGCGAAUAUUGGCUCGAGGACACAAUCGUCUGCUAAGGUGAAAAUCAACGUACAGGAUAUGAAUGACAACGAUCCGAUCUUUGAAGAUAUGAACAGAAUUAUCAGCAUUAAUGAGAACAAUCUAGCUGGCUCGUUGGUGGCCAAACUCACAGCCAAGGACAAGGAUUCGGGUGAAAAUUCGUACAUUUCGUAUAGCAUAGCUAACCUAAAUACCGUGCCAUUUGAGAUCGAUCACUUUAGCGGUGUGGUGCGGACAACAUCUCUGAUUGAUUUCGAGACGAUGAAGAGAAACUACGAACUGAUUAUACGUGCCUCUGACUGGGGACUACCCUAUAGAAGACAGACUGAAAUCAAACUAUCCAUUGUGGUGAAGGAUAUCAAUGAUAAUAGACCACAAUUCGAGCGUGUCAAUUGCUUUGGUAAAGUCUCGAAAUCAGCCCCAAUUGGCACUGAAAUCUUUGUUGUUUCGGCCAUCGAUUUUGAUGCUGGCGACAUUAUAUCGUACCGUCUGACUGAUGGGAAUGAGGAUGGAUGUUUUAGCUUGGAUCCCACCAGCGGUACCCUGUCCAUUGUCUGUGAUUUAAUCAAAAUAUCUAUAAACAAUCGUCUGAUGAAACUAUCUGCCACAGACGGGACGCAUGUUUCCGAUGACUUGAUUAUCAAUAUACACAUAAUACCCGACGAACUGAACGAUGAUCCCAAUAUAUUGAACGGAUAUGGUUCGUUUGAGUGCCGGGAGACAGGAGUGGCCCGAAGGCUGGCGGAAACCUUGGCCUUGUCGGAGAAGAACAAUAUCCAAAGUGUCUCGCCGUCAGUGCUCAGCGAUAUAGCACUAACACCCAGUCGAUAUGGCCAAAAUAUACACAAACCGGAGUUUGUCAACUUCCCAUCGGAGCUGUCCAUCAACGAGAGUGUUCAACUGGGCGAAACAGUGGCCUGGAUCGAAGCUAAAGACCGGGACUUGGGCUAUAAUGGAAAGCUUGUGUUUGCCAUAUCAGAUGGAGAUUACGAUUCGGUAUUUCGUAUUGAUCCCGAUCGUGGCGAGCUUCAAAUCAUUGGAUAUUUGGACAGAGAGCGUCAGCAUGAAUACAAUCUGAAUAUAACCGUCUAUGAUCUGGGUAAUCCCACCAAAUCACAUUCCAAAAUGCUGCCAAUUGCAAUUAUUGAUGUCAACGAUAAUCGACCAGUCAUCCAGAAGGCAUUAGCUACGUUCCGACUCACGGAAAAUGCAAGAAUCGGCACCGUUGUGCAUUGCAUACAUGCCACCGAUGCGGAUGCGGGAAUAAAUGCGGAAAUAACUUACGAGUUGUCUAUUCAAUGCAAUGAUUUUAUUGUCAAUAAGACUACGGGAUGCAUUCUUCUCAAUACACCCUUGGAUCGCGAGAAACAGGAUAAUUAUGCACUACACAUAACUGCCAAGGAUGGUGGGAAUCCAGUGCUAUCAUCAGAGGCUCUUGUCUAUAUCGUAGUGGAUGACGUUAACGACAAUGCCCCAAUGUUUGGAGUUCAGGAAUAUCUAUUCAAAGUGCGGGAGGACCUGCCCCGCGGCACUGUCGUGGCCGUCAUCGAAGCCAUUGACAAGGACAUUGGACCCAAUGCGGAAAUUCUCUUCUCCCUGAAAGAGGAUACGAUGGAUGAGAAAUUGUUUAAAAUCGACAAACAUACUGGGGCAAUACGAACGCAAGGAUAUUUGGACUAUGAGAACCGACAGGUGCACCACCUCACUGUGAGCGCCAUCGAUGGUGGCUUCCCCUCUCUGACUUCGGAUAUGCCAAUAAUUAUUGAAAUUAUUGAUGUCAAUGAGAAUCGAUUUGCUCCCGAAUUCGAUGACUUCGUGUAUGAGGGAAAAAUCAGGGAAAACAGCCCAAAGGGCACUUUCGUAUUGAAUAUAACAGCCCGGGAUGUGGACACGAUUGAUCUGAACUCCAAAAUAACGUAUUCCAUCACAGGAGGGGAUGGACUUGGGAUUUUUACAGUCAACGAUCAAGGUUCAAUUAGCUCCUUAUCCCAGCUCGAUGCAGAAACGAAAAACUUUUACUGGCUAACACUUUGCGCACAGGACAGCGCCAUAGUUCCCUUAAGCAAUUGUGUUGAGGUUUACAUCGAAGUGGAGAACGAAAACGAUAACAUUCCGCUGACGGACAAGCCAGUGUACUAUGUUAAUAUCACAGAGGGUAGUGCAGAAAAUCAUGAUAUAAUCAAACUGACUGCAGUGGAUCCCGACAGAGACCCAACUCAAUUUAUAACCUAUAACAUUGUGUCUGGGAAUCUAGUGGGAUACUUUAAAAUAGAUUCAAUAACAGGUGCUAUUAAAACAACUGAACGAAAACUGGACCGGGAAAACCAAGCAGAACAUAUUUUGGAGGUGGCUAUAUCAGAUAAUGGAUCUCCAAUGUUGUCUUCCACCUCGCGAAUUGUGAUAUCAGUUUUAGAUAUAAACGAUAAUAGCCCCGAGUUUGACCAGCGGGUCUACAAAGUUCAAGUUCCAUCUACAGCUUCUGUCAACGAAUCAAUAUUCCAGGUUCAUGCUGUUGAUAGCGAUGAGGGGGAAAAUGGACGUGUAACAUAUACCAUCAAAUCGGGAAAGGGAAAGAACAAGUUUCGGAUUGAUAGCUCGAGGGGCCACAUAUUUAUAGCGAAACCCUUAGAGUCUGAUAUGGAGUUCGAGAUUCACAUUAAAGCCGAGGACAACGGGAUUCCUAAACGGAGUCAAACCGCACGAGUUAAUAUAGUCAUUAUCCCUGUUAAUCCCAAUUCGCAAAGUGCUCCGUUAGUGCUAAGAAAAUCGACUGAAAGUGUUGUUGAAUUGACCGAAACCGACAAGCCGGGAUUUUUGGUCACACAAAUUCUAGCGGUCGAUGAUGAUAACGACCAAUUGUGGUUUAACAUUUCCAGUGGAAAUGAAGCAAACACAUUUCAUAUUGGCCAGGACAACGGCAACAUAUUGUUGGCGAAAUAUUUGGACUACGAAACGGAAACGUUUUACAAUCUGAAUAUAAGUGUGACUGAUGGCACCUUUGUUACGUAUACCAGCAUUAUGAUUCAAGUAGCCGACACAAAUGACAACACGCCACAGUUUGCCAAGGAUGUAUAUCAUGUUAAUAUAUCCGAGAAUAUCGAAGAAGAAUCGGUUAUAAUGCAGCUGCACGCCACCGAUAGGGAUGAGCAAAAGAAACUGUUUUAUCACCUGCAUGCCACUCAGGAUCCGUCGUCGCUUGCCUUGUUUCGCAUUGAUUCCAUUAGUGGAAACGUUAUUGUUGCCCAGAGACUGGAUUUCGAGAAAACUGCCCAGCACAUACUCAUCGUGUUCGUUAAAGAUCAAGGAGCACCGGGAAAAAGAAACUAUGCCAAGAUAAUUGUCAAUGUUCACGAUCAUAAUGAUCAUCAUCCGGAAUUCACGGCGAAAAUAAUUCAAAGUAAAGUGCCCGAGAGUGCAGCGAUUGGCUCCAAACUGGCCGAAGUAAGGGCCAUAGACCGAGAUAGUGGCCACAAUGCGGAGAUUCAGUAUUCGAUUAUUACAGGGAACGUGGGGAGUGUGUUUGAAAUUGAUUCAACCUUUGGCAUCAUAACGUUGUCCGACAGCUUGAAUAUAAACAAGAUUCAAGAGUAUAUGCUCCAAGUGAAGGCUGUAGAUCUGGGCAAACCACCCUUAUCCUCACAGAUACCUGUCCAUAUCAUCGUUACAAUGUCUGAGAAUGAUCCGCCAAAAUUCUCGGCCAACAAUUUGGCAAUAGAAAUCUUCGAAAAUUUGAGUAUUGGUUCGUUUAUCUCUCAGGUCACAGCUCGCUCAUCGUCUUCCAUUUUCUUUAAUAUAAUUUCUGGCAAUAUUAACGAAAGCUUUCGUAUCAAUCCAUCAACGGGAGUUGUUGUUAUUAACAACAAUAUCGACUAUGAAAUAAACAAGGUUUUCAACCUUACGAUUAAAGGAACCAACAUGGCAGCCGAAUCAGCAUGCCAAAAUAUAAUAGUACAUAUCCUAGAUGCUAACGACAAUGUUCCUCACUUCCUUCAAACUGAAUAUGUUGGAGUUCUGUCUGAAUCCGCUGAAAUUGGAUCAUACGUCUUAAAGUUACACGAUUCUGCCAACCAUCAUUUAACGUUGCAAGUUGCAGAUGCUGAUGUUGGUAUCAAUGGAAUGUUUGAAUACCAUAUAAAUGAUGACUUUGCCAAACAGUUUUUUAAAAUUGAUCCAACAACCGGCGCUAUCGAACUUUUACGACCUUUGGACUACGAAACGGAUUCGGAAUAUUUGUUCGACGUCACGGUCAGUGAUAUGGGCAAACCCAAACUGCAUUCCAAUACUAAAGCACAUGUGAAAAUACAAGUGAUCAACGUGAACGAUUGCCCACCCGUGUUUAAUGAAAGAGAACUCAACGUAACACUAUUCCUGCCAACAUUUGAGACCGUUUUCGUUACUCAAAUCAAAGCCUACGAUGCGGACAACGAUAGCUUACGUUUUGACAUUGUGGAUGGCAACACCGACGAAUGCUUUCAAAUAGAUAAAUACACGGGCAUUGUAACCACAAGAAAUUUCGAAAUAUUAAAUAAUGGCCCUUAUCAGGAAUAUAAUUUGCACGUGCGGGCCUCCGAUGGCAUAUACUCGGCAAUUUUAAUCAUCAAAAUUAACGUCGUGUCCACAGUCGAUCCAAACUUUUUGUUUAAAAGGGAUAGCUAUAGGUUUUCAGCUUUUGAAAAUAACACAAAGGUGGCCACCAUCGGAUUGGUGAAUGUCGUUGGGAAUACAUUGAAUGAGAAUGUUGAAUACCGCAUAUUGAAUCCAACGAAAAUGUUCGAUAUUGGAAUAAGUUCUGGUGCCUUGAAGACAACUGGAGUGAUUUUUGAUCGUGAAGUGCUCGAUAUGUACAAACUGUUUGUGGAGGCAAAGUCUAUAUUGUUUGACGGACUCAAUUCGAAUGUGCGCAGAGCAGUUACUUCGGUUUAUAUUUCCGUUUUGGAUGUAAACGAUAAUUGUCCUUUGUUCGUCAAUAUGCCCUACUAUGCCACUGUCUCAAUAGACGAUCCCAAAGGCACCAUUAUCAUGAAAAUAAAAGCCGUUGAUCUAGACAGUGCCGAGAACGGGGAAGUUCGAUAUGAACUAAAGAAGGGAAAUGGCGAACUGUUCAAAUUAGAUCGCAAAAGUGGAGAUUUGUCUUUAAAACAACAUGUGGAAGGUCAUAAUCGAAAUUACGAGUUGACUGUGGCAGCGUAUGAUGGGGCCAUAACUCCAUGUUCUUCGGAGGCCCCGAUUCAAGUGAAGGUGAUAGACCGAUCGAUGCCAAUUUUUGAGAAACAGUUUUACACAGUGAGUGUCAAGGAAGACGUGGAAAUGUAUUCAGUUUUGUUUGUGUCAAUUGAGGCCGAGAGUCCCUUGGGCAGAAAACUCAUUUACACCAUAUCGUCGGAGAGUCAAUCGUUUGAAAUUGAUUACAACACAGGAUCAAUUUUUGUAGUCAAUGAACUUGAUUACGAAAAACAAAAUAGCCACGACGUCACAAUUCGAGCGACUGAUAGUCUUUCUGGCAUCUAUGCUGAGGUAGUCUUGUCCGUGGCAAUUAUUGAUGUAAAUGAUUGCUAUCCAGAGAUUGAAAGUGAUAUCUACAACAUCACCAUACCAGAGAACACAUCAUUUGGCACACAAAUUAUUCAAAUAAACGCCACUGAUGCAGACUCGGGAGCAAAUGCGAAGCUUUCGUAUUUCAUCGAGUCUAUUAAUGGCCAAAACAAUUCCGAACUAUUCUAUAUUGACAUCGAAGAUGGGCAUUUAUAUUUGAAAACUCCAUUGGACUAUGAACUCAUAAAAUACCAUCACAUUAUUGUGAGUGUAAGAGAUCACGGCUCGCCUCCAUUAAGUUCGAGAUCAAAUAUAUUUAUUACAGUAAAAGAUUUGAAUGACAAUCCUCCCAGCUUUGUGGAACCGUCGUACUUCAUCAAACUAUCGGUGGCAGCAGUUCGCGGACAGUUUGUAGCCUUGCCAAGAGCAUACGAUAAGGAUAUUUGCGAUACUGAUUUGCUGGAAUACAAAAUUGUCAAUGGAAAUGAACUGCAAACAUAUGAUAUUGAUAGACGAUCUGGAGUUAUAUCCCUGCAGAAUAUGUUAAAUUUCACUGACAAAAGUAAUACAGUUUUGAAUAUAUCCGUUUCGGAUGGGGUGCACACGGUGUACGCACGUUUAAAAAUUGCAUUACUUCCCGAAAAUAUGCACAGUCCACAGUUCGAACAAAGCAUCUAUGAGACGCAAAUUCCCGAAAAUUUGUUGCAUGGCCACAAUAUUAUAACGGUAAAAGCGACCGAUAAGGAUUUUGGACCCUAUUCGAAUCUGUAUUAUGAAAUUGAUUCGGAGGAAAUGAAAAAGUUCUUUAUUAUGGACCGCAACACGGGAAUAAUAACGUCCAAAGUAACGUUUGAUCGUGAAAAGAGAGAUGAGUACGUCGUACUUUUAAAAGUAUCUGAUGGCGGCGGAAAAUACGGAUUUGCAUCACUCAAGGUCUUGAUUCAUGAUGCCAACGACAAUGCUCCCUACUUUCCAUUAAAAGAAUAUAAAAUGGUUAUCAGCUCAUCAUCGAAACUCAACAAAACAAUUCUAACUGUGAGAGCAAAGGACAACGACAUUUCCGAAAAUGGUGCAAUCAGUUAUCGAAUUGUGCAGAAUUCCAUCGAUAAAAAACUAAAGGAUACCCUGGAAAUUAACGAGAAAAAUGGAAACAUCAAACUCAAUCCCAAUGCAGGUUUCUAUGAAACAGGGCUUUAUCAAUUUUUUGUCCGCGCCCACGAUGGUGGAGAUCCUCAAUUUCAUACAGAUGUGCCAGUGUCUGUCGAGAUCAUUGACACAGAUGUGACAAUUCCCACAUUUGAGAAAGCCUCCGUUCUUCUCAAAAUAAUUGAAUCAACGCCGCCAGGAACGGUGAUCACAAAAUUGCACAUAUUGGGAAAUUUCACAUUUAAGUUUACAAUUUUAGACGAACAAGGCCAUUUCAUAAUAUCCGAUAGCGGAGAGCUUAUCCUCCAGCAAACCUUGGACAGAGAGCAGCAAGAGUCGCAUCACUUGAUUUUGGUGGCCGAAACAGCCACCGUACCGGUUCUUUUCGCCUAUGCCAGCAUUGUGAUACAUGUGAGGGAUGAGAAUGAUAACUAUCCAAAGUUUGACAACACAUUCUACAGCGUAAGUGUGCCGGAGAAUAGUGAUAGGGUUAUUUCGUUGGUAAAAAUUACGGCGACUGACGCGGAUACUGGGCCAAACGGAGACAUACGAUACUAUCUGGAGAAUGAUUUGGAUAGCAUACAAAACAUUUUCGACAUCGACAUUUACACUGGCUGGAUCACGCUCUUGACAUCACUGGAUAGAGAAGUGCAGUCCGAAUUUAAUUUCAAAGUAAUUGCCUCAGACAACGGCCAUCCAAAGCACGAUGCAAAAGUUCCGGUAACAAUCAAAAUAGUCGACUAUAACGACAAUGCACCGACAUUCAAACUGCCAAUCGAUCAAAUUUCUGUCUAUGAAAAUGCCUUGCCUGGGACAGUGUUAAUCAAUCUGCUUUUGCUGGACCCCGAUAUUGAGAAGCAAGAUAUGGACUUUUUUAUCAUUUCUGGAGAUAAACAAUCUCAAUUCCAGAUUGGUAAAACCGGAGAGCUAUUCAUUGCGAAGUCUUUGGACCGAGAACAAAUUGCAUUUUAUAAUCUAAGUCUGAUAGCGACUGAUGGAAAAUUCACUGCCAAAGCCCACGUGGAAAUAGAUGUAAAAGACGUAAAUGAUAAUACACCGUACUGCCUGAAGCCUCGCUACCACAUCGUUACCAAUGAAUCGGCUCCCAUUGGCACCACUCUGGCUGAAAUCAAAGCAAUUGAUUAUGACCUGCAGAGCAAUUUUAAAUUGCGCUUCUACUUGUCCGGCGAAGGGGCAGAUGACUUUACGAUUGGGAAGGAGAGUGGUGUCCUGAAGGUGGCCGCCCAACUGGAUCGAGAAACUCUUCCAAAGUACAAAUUGGUCGCACACGUUCAAGAUGGCAAAGACUUGACAACAGAGUGUUUUUCUGAAAUAAUUAUAAUAGUCAAUGAUGUCAAUGACAACACACCCAUAUUUUCGAUGGCCCAGUACUCGGUGAGCAUUUCGGAGGAUGCCCAGCUCCAGACUCUGAUCACAAAGGUGCAUGCCAUGGACAAGGACUUUGGAAUAAACAGACAAAUUAAAUAUUCGUUGAUGGGCGAGAACAGUGAUUAUUUUAAAAUAUCCAAGUCAACAGGCAUAAUAAGGUUGGCCAAAAGCCUGGAUCGUGAAACUAUUUCCUUGUUUAAUUUAUCUGUCAAAGCCGAAGAUUGCGGAAUACCAAAACUAUAUUCCAUUGCGAGUGUGGUUGUGAGUAUACUGGAUAUAAAUGACAAUCCGCCAGAGUUUAGCCUGCGACAAUAUUCGUGCAAAGUGUUUGAAAAUGCAACCCAUGGGCUGGAAGUGUGUCAGGUGCAUGCCACAUCCAAGGACAUCGGUGUGAAUGCGGACAUACACUACUAUAUAAUGAGUGGCAACGAACAGAUCAAAUUUAAAAUCGAUGCAGCGACGGGCGUGCUCUCGCUCAAUGCCACAUUGGACUAUGAGAUGUCAAAGUUUUACUUUCUCACCAUUCAGGCCAUCGAUGGUGGCACUCCGCCUCUGAGCAACACAGCCUUUGUGAAUAUAUCGAUUUUGGACAUUAACGACAACAGCCCAAAGUUUCUGCAGAACGUGUAUCGCAUCCAUGCCUACGAGGACACUUUGGUGGGAACUCCAAUCCUAGAUGUUAAGGCCACAGACGAAGACUCGAACGUAAAUGGACUGAUAAACUAUAAUAUCGAAAAGGGCGACCACAUAGGCCAGUUCGCAAUACAUAAACGGAAUGGCACAUUAAGCGUGUCCCGACCACUAGAUCGAGAAACUAUUGCAAACUAUAAUUUGGAGAUUCAAGCCUGCGACCAAGGAAUUCCACAGCGCUGCAGCAGUGUGCAGGUCAAUGUAAUCAUACUCGACACAAAUGACAAUGCACCCCUGUUCGCCAGUGCGAACUACAGCGUUAUGCUGCAAGAGAACCGACCCUUGGGAUAUAUAUUUCUAUCAUUCAAAAUAUCUGACGCCGAUGAGCCACCCAAUAGUACACCAUACACAUUUGACAUACGUUCUGGCAACGAGGGCGGUCUCUUUCGACUGGAGCAGGAUGGUUCACUGAGCACUGCCUCACGAUUCAACCAUAAUUUGCAAGAUGAAUUCCGCAUACAAGUACGUGUAUUUGAUAAUGGUACACCUCCACUAUAUUCUGAUACUUGGGUGUUGGUAAAAAUAAUCCAGGAAAGCCAAUACCCGCCCAUUGUGACACCUUUGGAGGUUACCAUCAAUUCAUUUGAAGAUGAUUUCUCUGGUGCAUUCAUUGGUCGAGUUCAUGCCUCCGAUCAGGAUAAGUACGAUGAGUUAAAUUAUAAUAUAGUGCCUGCCAUUGAAGACAUGUACAAGAGCUCCAAGUUAUUUAAUAUUUCAAACAAAUCGGGGGAAAUAUAUGCUUUAUCUAACCUCGAUAUUGGACUGUACAAGCUGAACGUGUCCGUUUCGGAUGGUAAAUUCAACGUUUUUGCUGUUGUGAAGAUCUAUGUCGAACUUGUAACUAAUGAUAUGAUAAAACAAUCCGUGGUAAUACGUUUCAGUAAAAUAUCAGCAUCGGAUUUCUUGUUGAGUCACAGAAAGACUUUUAUGCGCUCCAUUCGAAAUAUAAUGCGCUGUCGCCAGAAAGAUGUCAUUCUGAUAACCCUACAAACAGAAAAAUUGAAUCGUGCCAGCGCACGACAUGCUCGAUCCACAGAUUCUAAUUUAAAUGUUGUUAUUUCGGUACGCAAGGAGCAAAUUGUACCUGAUUCUGAUGAAUUCUUUACCAGUGAUGAGAUUCGCCAGUCGCUGGUUGUCAAAAAGAAAGAGAUUGAAAAUGAGACAAACCUGGUGGUCGAGGAGGUACUGCCAUCCACCUGUCUGAACAACCAGAACACCUGUGUCCAUGGUGAUUGUAAACAGAUUUUGAACAUUCUGAAGAACAACAUUACCACCACAUAUACAGAUGUUAUAAGCUUUGCUGCGCCAUCCUUUAGUCAGGUGAAUAAAUGCGUUUGUAGGCCCGGCUUUGACGGAAAGAAUUGCAAUGAAACGGUGAAUGCAUGUUCCUCAGACCCGUGCUCGCCACAAAGAAUAUGCCUACCAUCUGGACCCAUCGUUGGGUAUCAAUGUGUUUGCCCCAAGGGAUUUUCGGGCACAUAUUGCGAAAGAAAGUCCUCAAAGUGUGACAAUGAAACUUGUGAUGUGAGUUCAUUCACGGCCGUUUCGUUUGGAGGCAAGAGCUAUGCCCACUAUAAAAUAAAUAAAAUUAAGGCUAAAUUCACUUUGGAAAACGAAUUCUCAUUCUCACUACAAAUCAGAACAUUGCAACAAAGUGGCACCCUGCUGUACGCCAGCGGCAAAGUGGAUUACAAUAUCUUGGAAAUUAUAAAUGGCGCCGUUCAAUAUCGGUUCGAUUUGGGUUCCGGCGAGGGAGUAAUUAGCGUAACGAGCAUUUACAUAUCCGAUGGAGAGUGGCAUGUCAUCAGUCUGGAACGAACACUCAGCAGUGCUAAGCUCGUGAUAGACAACAAACAUGUCUCGCAGGGCAGCGCUCCGGGCGUAAAUGGUAUACUGAACAUUCAGUCCAAUGAUAUUUUUGUCGGCGCUGAGGUUCGGCCACAUCCAUCAAUUAUCGGCUAUGAGGAUAUUCAGCGAGGAUUCAUUGGUUGUAUGGCCAACAUUAAAAUAGCCAUGGAGUCUCUGCCACUGUACAUUUCCGGUGGAAGCACUGUGGCUGCAUUAAAAAGAUUCACAAAUGUAGAGUUCAAGUGCGAUCCAUCGAAUGUGCUCGUAAAUCUGGGCAUUUGUGGAGCUCAGCCAUGUUUGAACAGUGGAAUUUGCAAAGAUUUCGGAAGCGAGCAAUUUGAAUGUGCGUGCCAAUCGCGAUUUACCGGCACACAUUGUGAGAUCGAUUUGGAUCCUUGCUCUUCUGGUCCCUGCUUAUUCGGCGGACGCUGCGAAUAUCAUGGACCCAAUAACUACUCCUGCGCAUGUCCCAUACACCUGUCUGGGAAGAGAUGUGAAUAUGGCAAGUUUUGCACGCCAAACCCUUGCAUGAAUGGUGGGAUUUGCGAGGAAGGUGAUGGAGUGCCGCACUGCAUGUGCCGAGGCUAUACAGGACCAAGCUGUGAAAUCGAUGUCGAUGAAUGUGAGAAUCAGCCUUGCGGAAACGGAGCCACUUGUAUCAAUGAGGCGGGAAGUUUUCGGUGCAUAUGUCCUUCGUACCUGACUGGAGCCAGCUGUGGGGAUCCGCUCUAUUCCAAUUCGAUUUCCACCAAACUGAAAAACUUUUCCCUCGAACACAUCAGCGGCAUUAUAUCUGGCGCCACCAUUGUAUUAGUAGUUAUAAGUAUUGCCAUAUGUUGUGUGGUACUGAGGAGGAGUUCGUCUUCGAAGAAAAGACGCAAUGCCGAAAAGGCCAAAAACAAACAAUCGUAUAAGGAAGCAAAUUUGAACUCGAUGGUAGAUAAGGAUAAUUUUUGCAAAGCAAACAUAAAAUUAAGUAAUCUAGAGGUAAACCAACGCCCAAUCAGCUAUACGUCGGCUGCGAACGAUAACCUCUUCCUAAGUAAUACAACAUUCGUUAAUAAUCUGGAUAUAUUGCGGAGUUACGGCUCGGCCGGUGAUGAACUUGAAAGCAUACCAUUUGAAUAUCAAAAAGUAAACAGAAAUAAGCAGCACGUUAACAUCAACAACUCUUGUCACGGCCCCGAUGUAGAUAGUAUUGCCUACAAGCAGGAAUGGUGCGAACAAAUGCAUUUAAGAACAUUCAGUGAGAAUAAGUUAAACAAUGAACUAAAAAGAGAUUAUGGAUCACCGGGUAGUCGAUUUUCAAGUAGCAAACUAAUCCAAGUUGAAAUGCCUAACGUGUGCCAUUCUUCAAGUGCAAAUUUCGUUGACUAUUCUGCUCUCGCAAACGGUCAAUACCAUUGGGACUGUUCCGACUGGGUUCGCAAAAGUCAUAAUCCCUUGCCAGACAUAACUGAAGUUCCAGGAGCAGAAAUAGCUGACUCUUCAAGUGUACACAGUAAUGACAGUAACGAGUCUAAGUCCAAAAAGACAUUUUUCGUCCAUAGAGAAGAUGGAGGUGUUGAUCCAAGCAGAGAUAUUGCUGCCUUAAACGAGGACAUCGGAUCUGAAUAUAUGGAUUCUGAGGCGGAAAGUUGCAUUCAAACGUUUAUGUUGCCGAGAUUAACUAAUCUGCCCCUUUCGAGACUGAGUUCUUUUAACAAUAUCGAGAUUGAAGACUACAAAUUAAAUACAGGCGAAGCAUAUUUAAGACAUCCUGAUUCAUAUUUACCCCCCAUGCAUUUUCCAAGCGAAACGGAUGGGGAAAGCUCUGUGACCGACGGGCUUAUUUCAAGAAAGGAAAUAAAAAGAAAGGAUACCAAAAGAACGAUGAGUGAAAACUCUGAGGAGGUAUUCCUUUUUCCAUGCGCUGUCGGUGAAAUUGGAUCCAAUAGCAAUAUUUCUGUUCGACUCUGUGAAAUUGAAGAUUCAGAGCUAGAAGAAUUUUUACCGACACAACAAACAAAAAUAUAAUUUACAUUCUAUGAAUAAAUAUAAGAAGAACUACAUUUUAUAAAAAUUAAAUAAUUUCUUUAGAUACUACUUUUUCUAUAAGAAAACUUUGGUUAUAUAUUUUCAAUAAAAAAUGAAU
Molecule: messenger RNA, 14786 nt
Organism: Drosophila obscura
Lineage: Eukaryota; Metazoa; Arthropoda; Insecta; Diptera; Drosophilidae
Gene: kug
Product: fat-like cadherin-related tumor suppressor homolog
Exons: 22
Coding region: 617-14668 (4683 amino acids)
Biological process (GO): homophilic cell-cell adhesion
Cellular component (GO): plasma membrane
Molecular function (GO): calcium ion binding
Source: RefSeq, a predicted model, not a curated record